Molecule: messenger RNA, 774 nt
Organism: Notothenia coriiceps (black rockcod)
Lineage: Eukaryota; Metazoa; Chordata; Actinopteri; Perciformes; Nototheniidae
Product: cornifelin-like
Exons: 4
Coding region: 63-524 (153 amino acids)
Source: RefSeq, a predicted model, not a curated record
AGUCGCAGAGGUGUCCAGCUCCAUCAGGUACAUUGUUCACAGCUAAACUCAUCCAACAUCAGAUGGCAGCAAAACCCGAGACAGACUGGAGCAGUGGUCUCUGUGACUGCUUUGAGGACGCGAGCACUUGUUGCUAUGGUUUCUGGUGCUGCCCUUGUCUUGCCUGCACAGUUUCAGGACGUUUUGGAGAGAACCGUUGUCUCCCAUUAUGUGACAUGCUCAGCCCCGCUAUAACAGCGUCCUGCGGGAUACCCCUCUUUGUGCCUCCUGCAGCCCUGUCUUUGAGGGCUGCCAUUCGUCACAGAUAUCAUAUCAAGGGUUCCCUCUGUAAUGACAUCGCAGUGUCCUGUUUCUGUCUGUGGUGCUCCUGGUGUCAGAUGCAUCGUGAGUUAAAACAUCAAACAAAAGAACCCAAUGUCAUCGUCGUGCAAAAUCAACCUGUUGUACAAAUGCAGCCUGCAGUGAUGAUGGUUCCCCAAGCUGUAUAUGUGACCCAACCAGGAGUCACCGUGAUGUCACGCUGAGCUCUGUGGAUUCUCAUUGGGUCUUCUGAAGGAAAUUCAACUCAUGCUGCUGUUUUUGCAUGUUUAUCAUUGAAAAAACAAAGUGCAAUCACUUGAAAUUAACAAAAUGUAAUCACUUUAAAUCCAUCUAUUUUUUAUCAGAGUAUGCUGAUUGAGUUUCCGUUUCUAAUUUAUAAUGACAGUUAUUGUUUACAUUUUCUUGGGAAGAUCAGAUCUUUAAUCUUAGGAACUGAGUGUGGUCUGUAACUAA